UUUCCUUGUUGUUUUCCUAGUCUAGAACACAAUGAAUCCAAUGAGAGUGCUAAGCAUCCUGGCCUGUCUGGCUGUGGCCGCAAUGGCCUCACCUUCCAGUCGCAUGAAUGACAAAUCUGUCAACCAGGCACUGAAGCCAUCGCAGUGGCUGUCGUCACAGGAAUUGGAAGCUAUCCCUUCCGUUGAUGAUUUGACUCUAGAGCGUUUGGAGCGCAUGCCCCUGGCGAAGGGCGCUGAGUUGUUGCAACAAGUCUAUCAUUUGUCGCAAAUCAAUCAUGAUGUUGAGCCCAACUUUGUGCCCAGCAACGUUCAGGUCUAUGUGCCCAAGCCAAACGGCGACAAGAUCGUGGCGCCAAUCAAUGAAAUGAUCCAGCGAUUGAAGCAGAAGCAGAACUUUGGGCAGGAUGAGGUGACCAUCAUAGUGACCGGAUUGCCCCAGACCAGUGAAACUGUGAAGAAGGCCACACGCAAACUCGUCCAGGCUUACAUGCAGCGCUACAAUCUGCAACAGCAGCAACAGCAGGCUCAGAAAUACAACAGCGACUCCAAUGACGACAGUAAAUAUCAGCGCACUUCCAGCGAAGAGGACAAUAAUGUGCUGGCCAAUAAUGCUAACACAAACACCGGCGACAUUAUUGUUAUUGACUUGGGAUCUUCGUUGACUAACUACAAGCGUUAUGCUAUGCUGGAUAUUCAAAAGACUGGCGAAAAGAUUGGCAAGUGGAUAGUUCAACUGACCAGUGAGCUGCAAUUGCCCCAUGAGACCAUUCAUAUGAUAGGCCAAAACGUUGGUGCCCACGUUGCUGGCGCUGCCGCCAAUGAGUUCACUCGCUUGACUGGUCACAAGCUGCGCCGUGUCACCGGCUUGGACCCCUCCAAUAUUAUCGCCAAGAACCUGUACACACUGGUGGGUCUUUCCCGAGGUGAUGCUGAAUUCGUUGAUGUUAUCCACACCUCAGCCUACGGCAUGGGCACGACCAUCCGCAGCGGCGAUGUUGACUUCUACCCCAAUGGACUGGGAGCUGGUGUGCCUGGUGCUGAAAACGUUGUUGAGGCCUCCAUGCGAGCCACCCGCUACUUUGCCGAAUCUGUUCGUCCAGGCAAUGAGCGCAGCUUCCCCGCAGUACCUGCUAACUCGCUUAAGCAGUACAAGCAAAACGAUGGCUUUGGCAAGCGCGCCUACAUGGGCAUUGAUGCCUCCUACGACAUCGAGGGUGACUACAUCCUACAGGUCAACCCUCAGAGCCCUUUCGGUCGGAACGCACCCGCACAAAAGCAGAACAGCUACCACGGAGUCCACAAUGGCUGGGAGAGCCAGAAGGACUUUUAAAUAAGACGACAAAUAACCCCAGACAUCGCAUAAUGGACAACAUCUAAUUAUUCUUAUGUUGCACUUAAAGCUUAAGAAACAAACAAUUGGAUAUUUCCCAAACUAAAUAUUUUUAUUACAAAAUUUAUGGCAAUUAAA
Molecule: messenger RNA, 1468 nt
Organism: Drosophila innubila
Lineage: Eukaryota; Metazoa; Arthropoda; Insecta; Diptera; Drosophilidae
Gene: Yp1
Product: vitellogenin-1
Exons: 3
Coding region: 32-1330 (432 amino acids)
Molecular function (GO): lipase activity
Source: RefSeq, a predicted model, not a curated record